This is a messenger RNA of Parastagonospora nodorum SN15, 468 nucleotides long. RefSeq lists its product as hypothetical. The transcript has a single exon. Lineage: Eukaryota; Fungi; Ascomycota; Dothideomycetes; Pleosporales; Phaeosphaeriaceae. The record is from RefSeq and is a predicted model, not a curated record. The coding region runs from base 1 to 468 and encodes 155 amino acids.
AUGUCCUCAAGCCGCAAGAUGACUACGCCAAGGACGUUCCCCUCGACACUUCACAGAAGGCCCGCUCUAGUCGUUGAGCGCGCCACGGGCUUUGCGACUGUGGCAUCACAGCUCAAGGCACUCGACGACCAACAGAUACCUGCGACCGAUGGCUUCACAAAGCUCGCCAUGCUUCGGCCUCGAAUUGCUGAGUUUGAAGAACGGCAGCUGCAGCAGGCGCUGAAGAUUUCUGAGCUGCGUCGACGGAACGGCAUGAUCAACAUGAGCUACAAGCAUAUACAUAUCCUCGGCGCGGCCAGAGUCUGGGUCGACUACCACCAGAGGCUCACCGAGGCCAUGAAGGCCGUGGAGAGGGAGGAGUUUAAGAGGAAGCCAGACGAUGCGGAAGCGGGGGCUGCCGAGGAGCAUGGAUCAGAGUCGGAGGACGAAGAGUCGGAGGACGAAGAGUCGGAGGACGAAGAGCUUUAA